UCUCUAAUCCCCCCCUCAGCGCCGCGGAGAAGAAACCGAAAAGCUGUCGAGAACGUUGGCCGGCCGCUUUGACCGCCGCACGCACAUCCAAACACACAAAAGUAUUCAGCGCCCCUUUAAACCCCCGCACCACCAUCAACAAAAACACCGUUACCGAAGCCUACAACGUACGCUCCUCAACCCAAACGAAAGCCGGGCAUUUCUUCAAACAACGAUGCGUCGCAGCGGAAAGCUCCACGACGCCGCCGCCGCCGCCGGCUCCCGAGCAGCAUCAACCCCACGACGCGAACAGUCAACAGAGCAGCGUCUCUCCAUGGCUCCGUGCUCGUCGUCGGAGUGCUCGUCCGUCGGGACGCGGUGAUCGCCGAGAGCUGGCGACUUCGGCGAGGGCCAUGGGCAAGUUGAAGGCGUUCGACAUCACGCUGGACGGUUGCCGCAGCGUCUAUCAUCCAGGUCAGGCCGUGCGGGGCAAGUGCGUGUUGGACCUAAAGGGCGACAUGCGGCUCAAGGCGUUGCGUGUGUUCAUGCGGGGCCUGGCCAAAGUGCACUGGACAGAGUCGAGGAGCACGGGGAGUCGGCUCGGCGCCUACACCGAGCACUACAACGCCGAGAUCGAGUAUUUCUUUCAGGGACAGACUCUCUUCGGUUCGGAGUCUGGAGGAGACGGCAGAGACGUGCUCACGGAGGGCCAUCAUGAAUUCAACUUCAGCUUCCUCCUUCCAACAAGCGGCGUCACGACGUCGUUUGAGGGCAAGUACGGCAGCGUGCGCUACUGGCUCAAGGCAGAGGUUGAGAAGCCGUGGUCCUUCAACCACAAGACCAAGAAGGCCUUCACCGUCAUCAGCCCCAUCGACAUCAACCGCAACGAGUACCUGAUGCCGGUGGAGAGCAGCGUGGAGAAGACGCUGUGUUGUUGGUGCUGUACCUCGGGACCCAUCUCGCUGUACGCGAGGACGGAUCGCAAGGGCUACUGUCCUGGAGAGUCAAUCGCCAUCACCGCAGACUUCGAGAACCUGUCGAGCCGCACGGUGGUUCCCCACGCCACCCUGCACCAGACGCAGACGUUCCUGGCGGGAGGCAAGUCCCGGUCGCGGCACUGCAAGUUCACCAUUGUCACGGGGGUGGCCAUCCAGCCCGGCCGCUCGGCCAACUGGGACGCCCAGCUGCUCAAGAUCCCCGCCGUGUCCCCCUCCAUCACCAACUGCUGUCUCAUCCAUGUAGAGUACGCCGUCAGGAUCACCCUCCAGAUCCCCGGAGCCUACAACCUGUCGGUGGACCUGCCCAUUGUGGUGGGCACGGUGCCCCUGAGGUCCAGGCCCCCGCACUACCGCUCCGUGGGGGCCCUGGGCAGGCCCAGGAUACACUUCUACCCGCCAGCACCCCCCUACUCGGAAGGAGACGACGACGACAUGCUGCCUGUGGAACCUCCCCCGACUUAUGCGGAGUGUAUAGAGGGGUCCGUCGACAUCGGCGACGACGAGGAAGGGGAGGUUCUGGGCGACACCCACUUCACCCCCAUGUACGCCUACGUCCACGACUACCUCUACCAGCCGCCUCCAGCCUACUCUGAGGUGGAUCCACAUCCAUCGCCACAAGGUGAGGAAGAGAGGAACUGUCCCGACUGAACCUGCAUCCAGCAGAGAACGCAAAACAGACCACAUCUAGCAGACGACGCUUAGCAGACGGUGCUGAGCGAAUGCCAACCCAGGAGGCUACAUCUAGCAGAUGACUCCUCGCGGGGCAGAACACGGAACUUCCAGUGACUGAAUAUGCCGACGUUCAACACGUUAGCACCGGUGAUUCGUCAAUCCGGCGGCGAAAUCCAAUGUGCCAUCGAAAGACUCGAGAACAGAAUGUCUCUUUUUCUUUUAAUUUUUUUUUUUCCUCGCACAUAACUGCCAUUUCUCUUUGUACAUUUUUUUCCCCCACAGCUCUUACCGUAAAGUUUGAGCAUUUAGGGUUAGUAAACACGUCGAGUCCAGUUAGUGAGUAGGCGAGGGGCGAGAGUUCCUUGCCCUGUACAAAGAUGGCGCUCACCUCGUUUCUUCGCUGGAGCGAGCUGUUACGUCGUCCAGCACUUUGAUGCAGAUGUAUCGAAGGGUGACGAGCAUGCAACAAAUAGGGUAAGGUACGUCACUAUCAUAAGUGCCAUAACGAGUGAUAUUCUCUUAGGCCACAUAUUAAUGCCAUCUACUAAGUGCACAACACCCACGCAGACUUGUGUCGUGUGCUCCAAAGCCAUAUUAUGAACACAGUUAGGCUUAGCACAAAUAUCUGCACACAUCAUUGUGAAAACCUUUUGAGAGGGGAGGGAGGGUAGCGAAGCAGUUGUGUAGUCACAAGGUACUACUGACAUGCUCCUA
This is a messenger RNA of Ixodes scapularis (black-legged tick), 2363 nucleotides long. RefSeq names its product arrestin domain-containing protein 3. Gene Ontology annotation, cellular component: cytoplasm. Gene Ontology annotation, biological process: protein transport. The transcript is spliced from 8 exons. The record is from RefSeq and is a predicted model, not a curated record. Bases 393 to 1625 code for a protein of 410 amino acids. Lineage: Eukaryota; Metazoa; Arthropoda; Arachnida; Ixodida; Ixodidae.